UGCAUGGCUACGUCAUGGCCACCAAGGUUACCAUCGCUUGCUAGCCAAACAAGUUGUCCCAGCAACGCGAAUCGAAUUCAGUUCCCCCCGUCGUAUCACUCAUUGUAGCUCAAAUCGUGGUUCAGGAUAUAGAUUCCAGACACGUCUUACACCUCUUUACACCUUAUUAACUAGUUCCCUUUAAGAAGGAUGCCCUGCUUUUCCGCCUCCAAUGUGCGAUUCGUCAGUGCAGAAUCCCAGGUGCAACAAAAGUGCAAUGAGCUGAGAGCCAGGGCACGAGCCCAAACGGCAGCCUAUCGCCCGCCCCCUGGUGGGUUCCGCCCACCCUUUGGGUCCUUCAGGAGACCACUGUGUGACCAGUCGGCAGCCUAUGACCAGAAACAACUAAAGCGCAAUGAACGCGAUCGAAAGCGCAAUCAGGGCACAAAACAGGUGGUGCUCCAUGCCGGGGAGCUUCGUCGUCUCAAGGAUCAGGGAAAACUAGAAACCGUAAGCGAGAAACUGCAGAGAAUUGAGCAGCAGGAGGAAAAGCACCGCAGGCAGCUGCAGAUGGUUGAGGAGACGCGACGGCGUUUCAAGUCCAUCGAUGAGGCUAAGGGGGUGGGCGCGUCGGAGGGCAGAACCACCUUGCUCAGCGAGGUCCUGGAGGAGAAGCAGUCUGUGCUUAGCCGCGCUUUUCUUGCCCGCCAAGAGCAAGAACAGGAGGUGAAGCAGAUAAACCGCAUGAUUCUCGACGCAAAAUGCAAAGCUGUGCGGGAAGCGCAGAUCCAUGAGAAGCACCUUUUAUCCAAGGCGCUGCGCGAGGACGAUGAACGACUGGCACGUAUGGUCAACGAACGGGCCCAGAAAGCGCUGACCGAAGAGGAUCAGCGCGAGCGACUGGAGGUGGAGAAGCGGAACCGCUACGCGCAGGAGAUUCGGCAGCAGCUCUCGGAACGCGAGAACGUGCGCUACUUGGAAGCCAAGCGGGUGGCCGACGAAGCCAAGGACAUUCGACGCGCCACCGAGCUCUUGCGUAGCCAGGAGGAGCAGCAACGGGCCUUUGCCCAACUGCGCAAGCAAAGGUUCCGGGAGGAGCUCCAGCGCAUCCGGGACAUGUCCAACGUCUUUAAGGCGAUGCUAAGCGAACAGGAAAGAUUGGCUGAACUGCGUGUAACCGCCUACAUGCGCGAUAAGCAGGAGAAGGAGCGCCAGCUAAAGGAAAUGCAGCGAUUGGCCAAAAAAGAGUUCGAGCGCCGCCAGCAGCGCAUCUUCACGGUAGCUGCCGAAGCCAUGGAGACGCGCCACACCAACGACGAGCUGAAGUAUCUGAAGGAGCGGGACCGCGUGGAGCGCGAGUACCGCCAACGGGAAAAGGAAGCGGCCAUAGCGCGUCGCGAGGCUGAGCGGGACCUGCUCGAAGCACGGGCUCAGCAGGCCCAGGAGAUGAAGCAGCGCCUGGCUCUGGAGAUCGCCCACGCCGGAGAGGAGUUCGCCAAGGUCAUGGAUCGGAUGCGCGAGGAGGAGGAGAAGCAGAAGGUCAUGGAUCGUCAGCGGGACGCUCAGCGGCAGGUGUACCGCCAGGACCUGCGCCAGCAGAUGACAGACAAACAGUCGGAGCGUCGUCGUCUGGCCGAGCUGGAAGCCGUAAGAGUGCAGAAGUGGCUGGAUCAAGAGAAGCAGCGGGACGCCAACAUCCAGCAGGUGAUCAGCGCUAAGAUCGCGACUAUGCGCGAGAAUUGCCUACCGGAAAAGUAUCUGCGGGAGGUGGAAAAGCAGUUGAAGAACAUCCAAAGCUCCCGCAACCGGAUCCGCUGAGGAAAUUCUUAACUCCCACGCGGUUGCCUAUUGUCGGGCGCUCUUGGAAUGCCGGUAGUGGGGUACAUGUUGCACCUCGAAGUAUGCUAUUAGUUCUAGUACUGAAAGGUUUCAAAAUAAAAUACACUUAAUAGAUGGAGUGCUGUUUCCAGCAAGCAAGAAUGCGUUUCAUGGCUGGGUAGGUAGGCACUACUACAAAGAUCUAAGAGGUUCGAACUUCGAAGUUCGAAGCCGAUUCACAGCCCAAAAGUAUGCCGUUAAAUUGACAGCGAAAAGUAAAUGGCGAAUCGAAAUCAAAGAAGCGCCUUGAUAACGAAGCGACAUUGUUGCGCGUGCGGUAGAAGAGUCCGCCCACACAUCACGCUAAUUUCCAACUAUGUAGGCGUUUAGUCCACCUCCCCCCAGCAACCCACUUUCCCCGCGGGUGGGCACAAACAAUUACGGGUGAGCGGGAAUGGGGUGGGGAAAAACUACAGCCUGGGUGCCAUGGAAAAAGUGGUAGCCAACUUUUGGCUACAAUAAAAUUUUAUCAUGCCACACACAUACGCUGAGCGUACACAAGCAAACAAUGGAAAGAAGACGAAGACGAGA
Messenger RNA from Drosophila santomea, 2388 nucleotides. Its product is annotated as cilia- and flagella-associated protein 45. The transcript has a single exon. The record is from RefSeq and is a predicted model, not a curated record. NCBI's taxonomy places the organism in Eukaryota, Metazoa, Arthropoda, Insecta, Diptera, Drosophilidae. Bases 190 to 1797 code for a protein of 535 amino acids.